Owenia fusiformis is the source of this 5037-nucleotide messenger RNA. NCBI's taxonomy places the organism in Eukaryota, Metazoa, Annelida, Polychaeta, Sabellida, Oweniidae. The record is from the annotation of a GenBank genome assembly.
AAGAUAUAAAAAAUCGUAAAAACUACCAGGGAUUAGAUUGUGAUAUAGAACAUUAAAAUUAGCUGUCUUCGUGUAAAAAUAACAGGAUUAAUUGAGAAAGUGAAUGUAUUCAAAUGUAACCAGAGUAUAUAGGAUCUUGAGAACGGGAGCAUGUAAAUAUGUUAACUUUACGUGUGAUGUAUCAUUUUCGUUUUUUUACUCCUACACGUUAGCUGGUUGUCUAAAAGUAUGUAUUCAAAAGAAUAACACCUUUGUGGAUAUUAACGGAUAUUAUUUGCAAUAAGAUGAUGCUUCUCCAGGAGGUGACUCUCUUAUGCAUUCUAGCAGCUCAUUGUAUUACGUCAACUUCAAUUUACCGAGACAAGAGGCAAGCAGAGCCAUCUAUAAUCUGGUCAUGUGACUUUGAGGUUGAUAUAUGUGGGAUGAAGCAUGACGUGGCCCAGGUAGAAUGGAGGAGACACAAUGGGAGGACAGAGACAGAUCUUACUGGGCCCAGUAUAGACCAUACUUUUCGGACGAAUGAAGGGCAUUACAUCUAUUUCGAGUCCUCAGCUCCGACUAUCACUGGAGACAAAGCAAGAAUAUUAAUUGAAAUGGAGAACACCGACCAGGAGCAUUGUCUAAUAUUUUACUAUCAUAUGUACGGUGAAGGUAUAGGGACCUUCAAUGUCGAACUUUUGACAGGCAGUAGUAUAGAGACGGUGUUUUCAAUUACAGGAAACCAGGGUGACAUUUGGCACAAUAGAGCUAUCAACCUGCCCAGUGGUUUUUACCUUACUUUCGAAUCAAUAAAAUCAUCACGUGAUCAACCAGACAAGGGUGAUAUUGGUCUAGAUGAUAUCUCAAUCAGUGCAGGGAAAUGUCCUCCACAAGACAACAUUACUAGUGACAUAACAAUUGAUGUAUGGGGCUGUGACUUUGAAAAAGGUAGUUGGGAUGAUCCUAGUGACAGCGAUGGAUGUGGAAUUUCAUAUGCAGGAAUGGUGCAGUUGGAAUCAGACGAUUUUGACUUCUCACGUUCUGAUAAGACAACUCCUUCUGGCCAUACAGGACCAAAGGAAGGUGGAAGUGAUGGAGGAUACUUUGUGUAUACGGAGUCUUCCCCACCACAUAGCGACCUCGAUCGUGAUAGAAGAUCUGAGUAUGCGACUAUUCGGUCCCCUUUGUUCAGUGGCAAUGGUCCGUUCACAUUGUCCUUUAUGUACCACACACGAGGACAACUCAUUGGAGGAUUGGAAGUAAAUGCUCUAAAUCGUGGUCUUCAACAAAUUGAAUUUUUUUAUCCAAAGCUGGACAUGAAACCAUCUAGCAUGUGGAAGAAAGCUCUGAUAAAACUGCCCGACGGAACAGCGGCUAUUGAGUUUAACAUUACCCUCCCAGAUGACCCGAAAUUUUGGUCUUCUGAUAUUGCACUUGAUGAGAUUCUUGUCACAAAAGAGAGUGAUGCUCUUACAAAACCAACCACAAGAACAUCACAUAUAACGUCCACACAGUUCACAAGUACAGGUACAACACAAUCAUCAGCGGAUGCCACCUUUCUAUCAACAAGUACUGCACCAACAAAAACAUUGACAACUGAAGUCAGUUCUAAUGCAUCAACAGAAGUAGUAUCAAUACCACAACUAACGAAGACCACAACAACACAGACACUAAUGCCAGCAACUACAGCUUCACAACUGACCAACACAACAACACAGCAACCAUUGACAUUAGCAACGUUAACCUCACAGCGAAAAAUAAUAUCAACAGAAGCAGCGACAACAUUGCCGACAACAACAAAAAAGCCAGUAACUACGGAGGAGUUUGGUGAAGAUAGCUCGAUGUCCAUUUUAUGGUACUGCACGUUUGAGACGAAAGGUUGGGACGAUGUUUCAAAUAAAGAUGGAUGUGGCCUUGGCCAAAGGGGAAUGAAACAGCUUGUAACGGACAAUUUCAAUUUUACUCGGACAAAUAGGGCAACCCCUUCUCCUCACACUGGGCCUGCUAUUGGAAGUGACGGAGGCUAUUAUGUGUAUACAGAAUCUUCGCCCACAAAGAAUAGUCCUGAUCAACGGAACGCAGUGGCAGAAAUACAGACACCAAAUUUGUAUAGCACCAUUACAAAGUAUUUGUCAUUUAGAUACCAUACCCGAGGUUAUCUAAUAGGAACGUUAAAUGUCAUACCUAUUUCGUCAAACUCGUCGAAGCUUCAGUUCGAAGAUGCAAUCUCCGAACUUUCAAUGGAGUCCUCAAAGGGAUGGAAACACUUUGAACAAGUAAAACUACCAGAAGGAACAGCCGCUGUUAUAUUUUCUGUCAGGCUCCCUGAUGAUGAACGGUUUUGGUCAUCAGAUAUUGGACUUGAUGAAAUAUACAUACGAUACAUACCAGUUCCAGGAAUGAGCACACUUGGAACGACAACGAGAUCUCCAGACGCCGACCGCAUGAGAAGACAGGUCAUGUGGUAUUGUGCGUUUGAAUUCCCAGGGUGGGAUAAUGGAUUAGAUAAUAACGGGUGUGGUGCUGGCCAGCGUGGGAUGUCCCAAAUACUAAGUGGACAUGGUCACAGUUAUGGUGAUGAUUUUGAUUUCACUAGAACUAACAGAAAUACCCCAUCCGGACAUACAGGACCAUCUAUUGGGAGUGAUGGAGGAUACUUUGUUUACACGGAAUCCUCUCCUUCAAACACUAGAAACGACAGAAGUAAUGAAAUGGCAAUAAUUAGAACACCAACACUCCAUGGUCCAGUUAUUAAAUAUUUAUCAUUCAAGUAUCAUACACGUGGAAGACUAUUAGGCAGUCUAAACAUCAAUAUAGUAAGAUCCCAAGACGAUCCCAUAUUUUUUCCUAUCCCAAACUUAAACAUGGACUCGUCAGACCGGUGGAAGUCUGUGGAUGACGUCAGACUGCCUGAUGGAACAACCAAUGUUGAAUUCAACGUCACGCUUCCAAACGAUCCAUCUAAAUUUUGGUCGUCGGACAUUGGACUCGAUGAGAUUUACAUUACAUACGACGCAGAACUUACUACCAAAAACAUGUUGAGCAAGACUGAUGGCUCUUUGACAACAAAUGAAACAUCACCAAUGGAAUUCCCUACCACUAUAUCAACAGUUCAAUCACAAGCAGAAAAAGUUAACCAUACAGUCGAGGCAUUUGGACAGACAACAACUACAUCAGAACCUACAAUGGGAUCAUCAUCAGUUGAUAUUGGCUAUUUGAAUGUCACGGCUAGCCAGACAACAUUCCGAACUGAAUCCUCAUCAAACCAAACCAAGCAGAAUCUGACUGAAUCUAUAUUGGCUACAAAGGGUCCUCUCAAUGUCACGACUAAAGCAGAAAUUACACACGGCCCUAUGAGUACUGAGCAUUCAUCAGUUACAAGAGAUUCUUUUAAUGCUUCCACUAAAACAGAAAUUACACAUGGCCCUAUGAGUACUGAACAGUCACUGGUUACCAGAGAUUCUUUAAAUGACACGGCUAAAGCAAAAAUUACCCACGGCCCUAUAAGUACUGAACCUUCACUGGUUACAAGAGAUUCGUUUAAUGCUUCAGCUACAGCUGAAAUUACCCAUGGACCUAUCAGUACGCAUGCUUCAUCGGUUACAGAAGAUUCGUCCAAUGCUACCGUAAUACCUGUCAGUACUGAACCAACAAUUUCCUCAACAGAUCCUCACAGCACCACGUAUAUACCUACAUCAAUUGCAAGAAGUGUUUCCAAUAAAACCGUUUCAGGAGAAAUGAAAUUAACAACUGGGUCAACUUCUGAAUCGGUUACAUCAGCAUUGCCAACAAUUCAACCAGGAACAACAGAACAACAAACUGUUACAGCUGAGAGUUCCCAUAUUAAUCAGUUUUAUUGUGACUUCGAACACGGCAUAUGUGGCCUGGUUGGUGGCAAAUAUAGCAAUUUCACUUGGACAAGACAAUCUGGUAGCACACCCAGUAAAAGUACUGGUCCGUUAGGUGACAAUACAUACAGAUGUGGUUCCUAUAUGUAUGUGGAGGCUUCAACUCCUAGGAUCAAAGGUGAUAUAGCAAUUCUCGAGACCCCUGUAAUGUAUCACGUGUCCGAACAAACUCCGGCGUGUUUACGCAUGUUCUACUAUAUGUUUGGCGCAGAUAUAGGGACAUUAAGUGUUAGGGCUAGUGAUGGAACUGUGUUAUUUUCAAAAUCAGAUGAAGUAGGAGAUGAAUGGAUUGAGCUUAAAAUUCAGCUGCCGCCUGGUACAUAUAGUAUACUUAUACAAGGUGAAGUCGGGAAUGGAUAUCGAGGUGAUAUAGCCAUCGAUGACUUAUCUAUACUCUCUGGAUACUGCAACAAUCUAAAUGGUACAAUCAACAUGACUGAACACUCCGUGAAACCACGCAACCCCGAUGAACUGUUCAGGUGCAGUUUUGAAGAGGGUGAGACUGACUGUGAACAACUGAAUAUAAGAAAGGAUGCAGCUAGAGGGUCUCAAACGUGGAGAAUUGGUUCUGGUGAAAGUGACUUUAAAAACACAGGACCAUCACGAGACGCAACAUUUGAUACAUGCAUAGGCCACUACAUUUAUACAGACACCAUGAGUGGUACUUUAUUUAACCUAACGUUACCAACUUUCACUGAAAACACUAUUCUACACUUCAAAUACCACAUGUAUGGAGCACACAUUGGUACAUUGAAAGUGAUAUCCGGGAUAGGGGCAGCACAACAGAAAGUCUGGCAUAAAUCAGGAAACAGUGGGGAUAAUUGGAUACAGAAAAGCGGACGCUUCAUGGCUAAUGUCCAAGUUUAUAUCAUUGCUGAGACGUCAUGGGAAUCAUUUGGGGAGAUAGCAAUUGACGAUUUGAUUAUUAAACGUGUGAUAACUUAAAACUCUUAAAACUGUUACCUCAGUAAUGACACUACUCGCGCUGUAUAAAAAUGGCAUUUAUAUUUAUAUUUUUCAACCUAUAUGGGAAUAUACGUGUACCUCCAUGGUAGCAAUGAGGUGGUGUUGAGGAAUGGAACACUCUCUUGUAUUUUUUAAUAGGUGUACAGAACAGAUAUGUGAUUGGUGUAUGUAUUACCAUAAGACU